Messenger RNA from Brienomyrus brachyistius, 2246 nucleotides. RefSeq names its product DNA-damage-inducible transcript 3 (gene ddit3). The record is from RefSeq and is a predicted model, not a curated record. Gene Ontology annotation, biological process: negative regulation of transcription by RNA polymerase II; ER overload response; intrinsic apoptotic signaling pathway in response to endoplasmic reticulum stress. The coding region runs from base 280 to 1149 and encodes 289 amino acids. NCBI's taxonomy places the organism in Eukaryota, Metazoa, Chordata, Actinopteri, Osteoglossiformes, Mormyridae. Gene Ontology annotation, molecular function: transcription factor binding; RNA polymerase II cis-regulatory region sequence-specific DNA binding; DNA-binding transcription activator activity, RNA polymerase II-specific. Gene Ontology annotation, cellular component: cytoplasm; CHOP-ATF3 complex; CHOP-C/EBP complex. The transcript is spliced from 4 exons.
ACUAUAUAUAUAAAGAUCGCCGGGAGUUUCCUAAAAUUCACAUUCAGUGACUUAUACUGAACAAUGGUUAACAUGAGCUAUCAGCAAUCUCAACUAAAAUACAUACAUACUCCAAACCCUAGACAAUCGAAAAAGCGAAAUAAUAAAAAGAAAAGGACAUUUUGGGACGAGAUAUCACCGACAACACACAGGCAGACUUGAUUAACGGGAUAUUUUUUAAAAAAGGUCCAGUGUGUACCUGUGUGGAAGCAUAUCUGUACGUUGCGACUGUUUGGUGAGAUGACUGCGGAGUGGCUGCACUUGCCCCCACCGUAUCCCCCAGGUGUGGGGCCGCUGUGUGGCGCGGAGCUGGAGGCGUGGUACGAAGACCUGCAGGAUAUCCUGGGCUCUGAUACAGGUGGGGCCAAACAUGCCCGCGCCCCACCCGGUCCUGAGAAGGAGCCGGAGUUCCUGGAUGUCCUCGAAAGCUGCUCCCUCACCUGGCUGACAGAUGGCCAGGUGUGGGGCGAAGGGGUCCAACAGGUUGUGGAGGAGGAACCACAGCAGCUGCCCAGCCACAGAUCCUCCUCGUCCUCUUCAUCUUCCUCCUCCUCCUCCUCCUCGGGGUUGAGUCCUCCUGCGGCAGAUGGCGGUGGGGAGGCGGGGGGAGACCUGUUGCCCCCGGAGUUCUUUGAGCUGCUGAGCGAGGGAGGGGUGGGAUUGGUGGAAGCAGGGGGUGCCGAGGUGAGCCACUGCUACCACCCCAGCCAGCAGCCCCCUUCCCCCGCGGUCAGCGAGGACGAGCCGCCCUCCGGCCACGAGGACGACUCCUGCUCCUCCACCACCACUUCAGCCUCUCAAUCCCCCGCGUUAGUAAACAGCUCUCCUCCUUCUUCCCCCUCCUCCCCACCCGCCGCAGUUCUGCCGCGGCUGGGGAAGCGCAAGAGGGGUGCGGAGAGGGGCUGCGCAGCCUCCCCGGGCCCCCCAGCCCCUAGGUCCUCCUCGUCCGCCAAGAAGAGCCGGCGGGAGCGGGAGCAGGAGAACGAGCGGAAGGUGCAGGAGCUGACGGAGCAGAACGAACGCCUGAAGGCGGAGAUCGAGAGGCUGGCGGAGGAGGUGCAAAGAACCAGACGGGCUCUUAUUGAGAGGCUAGUCAACACCUGCAAGUGAUGUGGAAUUAGGGGGAGCCAUGCUGAAGGAAGAGGGGGUGGGGCUUUUUUUUUUUCUUUCUUUCUUUAAGAUGGGGGGGGGGGAUGCAGGCCAGGCAUAAUGGCAGGGAUAGGACUGAUGAAUGAGAAAAGAUGGACGAAUAGACAGAUACAGAAGGUCAAGAAUGGAAUUUUAUGUGCUGUUGUCUCCACCCAUCUUUAGAGACGAAUGGGGAGAUGGCCAAGCAGAGCGACUUUUUCGUCCGUUGCCGAAUUGGGCGAGAAAACCAUUGAGAAACGGAAGGUGAAAAUUUAAAGGCGGACAGGAUAGGUGAAGGGCCAGUAUUGGGAAAAGCGAUCUGGGUUGAAAGCAAUUGGAGUGGCGGUGACCGGAGAGCGUUGUAUUCGAAGUUUGGUACGGAAGUGUCCUCCGAAAGGUCUGUUCGGUGGGGAUGUAUACGGUGUUACUUCCCGGGAAAGUGUCGUGGCUAAAGGAUGGCAGGGUUGAAAGCGGAUCGAAUGUAACUUUGAAGAAAGAAACACAAAAGGAGUGUGUAUGGUGUGUGCAGCCGUAGUGCGAGUGUGUAUUCACCGAAAACCUUAUAUCACUUGUAAUCUUAAAGGGCUUCUACUUCAGACCUCCUUGUUUCGAUGUCGGUCGAGGUCUACGACGGGCACGAUCGAAUGGUUAAACUGUUUUCCAGCCGUUUGCUGUGUGGUUGAUUGGAUUUAAAAAAAUAAAAAAUAUUCUGGCAUUGUGACCACUUUGCCUGAUGUGUGCUUUUGGGUUUGGGUCGGGCUGAGGUGGGGGAAAAUACUGACGGGGUUUCAGUACCAGUAUAGUUUGGUACAAAUUGCCUCCGUUAUUUUGUUUAGGGUUAACUGGACACUAACCGUUUUUUUUUGCCACUGAUGGCUCUGUACUUAUUUUUAUAGUAUCCUGUUAUAUAUCAUGAAUCCACUCAAUUCAGUAUUUUCAUUAUUAAAAUUGUAUAUCUAACAAAUGAGCUGCAUGCAAAUUACUAAAUGAAAAUGCUACUCUUUGGAAGCAUAUUCAUUUCAAGUUCUGACUUGUACUGUACCUGUGCAUUUAAUAUUAAAAUUUCAUUUUAUUUCAAA